Molecule: messenger RNA, 1149 nt
Organism: Macrosiphum euphorbiae (potato aphid)
Lineage: Eukaryota; Metazoa; Arthropoda; Insecta; Hemiptera; Aphididae
Source: the annotation of a GenBank genome assembly
AUGAAUCCUAAAAAUAAUAGUAGUUCUCCUCAAGAUCGCAAUCUUCCAGAUACUUCAAAAAAAAAAAAUACAAGAACUAGUAGUGUUGCUCUCACUCCUCCUUAUACAAGUAAAAACAGAUUCGCCCCACUUCUAACUCUCCAAGACAACGACAAAACGGACGGCACCGACGACGAAGUCAGCUCUCAACAAUCACAGGUUAGACCAAAAAUUCCACCUAUUUACGUAUACAACAUUUCUGAUUAUCAAAACUUCCAUACAUCAUUAUCCAAUAUAACUUUUGAUGAAUUCUCCAUCGUGAACACAAAAUCUGCUCUCAAAUUAAACAUGGAUUCCGUUGACGAUUAUAGAACCGCAACAAAACUUUUUGACGAUUCCGGUAUAGAAUACCACACUUACCAAUUCCCAGAAAACAAACAACUAUCUGUCAUCAUUAGGAACCUCCCUGUAAAUAUAUCAGAAGCUUGCAUAUAUAAAGAACUCGUAGAACUGAAAUUCGAAGUAGCCUCAGUUACUCGUCUGCAAAAUAAAUUUAAAACUCCAAUACCUAUUGUAGCGGUACUGCUAUCCAAAUCAUCUGCUGCGAUUUACUCUCUAAACAGACUCUUGCAUUGUGUAGUAGCGGUAGAACAAAGGCAACCUUCCAAAGGCAUUCCUCAAUGUACUAACUGCCAGCGUUUUUCGCCUACAAAAAAGUUUUGUCACUUACCACCUAGAUGCGUCAAAUGCGCAGGUGACCACCACUAUAGUUCUUGUCCAAAAGAUAUAAACACUCCACCAAAAUGUGUAAACUGCCUUAGCGAUCACCCAGCGAGCUACAGAGGCUGUACUUUCUAUAAAGAAAUUUCAAAAAAAAAAAACAAUAAUAACAAAAAUAACGCUACCCAACUUCCAAGCAAUUAUACGAAAUUCAAAUUCCCGGCGAACAUCUCUAAUAGUACACAAAAUGACGUAACCGAUAAACGUUCAUAUGCUGCCGCAACUAAAAAUAAAUUGCAAGAUAAACCAUUAAACAACACAGAUAACGACUUCAUGAAAACGCUGUUACCCUUAAUUAACACAUUCGUUUCUCAAUUAUUGCAGAAAAUAAUAGAAAAUCUGCCAGCCAUCCUUAAUAGCGUACAUCUAAACUCAAAUGGAUCUCCAUAA